Jaculus jaculus (lesser Egyptian jerboa) is the source of this 2106-nucleotide messenger RNA. RefSeq names its product solute carrier family 35 member A2 (gene Slc35a2). Gene Ontology annotation, molecular function: UDP-galactose transmembrane transporter activity. The transcript is spliced from 3 exons. NCBI's taxonomy places the organism in Eukaryota, Metazoa, Chordata, Mammalia, Rodentia, Dipodidae. Gene Ontology annotation, biological process: pyrimidine nucleotide-sugar transmembrane transport. Gene Ontology annotation, cellular component: Golgi membrane. The record is from RefSeq and is a predicted model, not a curated record. Bases 35 to 1024 code for a protein of 329 amino acids.
UGUUGCCGAGGGGACGGGCCGGGCAGAUGCCAACAUGGCAGCGGUUGGGGUUGGUGGAUCCACCGCGGCGACGGGUUCUGGUGCCGUUUCCGCAGGGGCAUUGGAGUCUGGCACCACUAGUACAGGUAAUGUGAAACAUCUGGUUCUCUUCCUCCACGAGGCUGUCCUGGUGCAGUAUGUGGACACGCUCAAGCUUGCAGUGCCCUCUCUCAUCUAUACCUUACAGAAUAACCUCCAGUAUGUUGCCAUCUCCAACCUGCCAGCUGCCACUUUCCAGGUGACGUACCAGCUGAAGAUCCUGACCACAGCACUCUUCUCCGUGCUCAUGCUGAACCGCAGCCUCUCGAGGCUGCAGUGGGCCUCUCUGCUGCUCCUCUUCACUGGUGUCGCCAUUGUCCAGGCACAGCAAGCCGGUGGGGGUGGCCCACGGCCUCUGGAUCAGAACCCUGGGGCGGGCCUAGCAGCUGUCGUGGCCUCCUGUCUCUCCUCAGGCUUUGCAGGUGUCUACUUUGAGAAGAUCCUCAAAGGCAGCUCAGGUUCUGUAUGGCUGCGCAACCUGCAGCUUGGCCUGUUUGGCACAGCACUGGGCCUAGUGGGGCUCUGGUGGGCUGAGGGCACUGCUGUGGCCCGCCGUGGCUUCUUCUUUGGGUACACGCCUGCUGUCUGGGGCGUGGUACUAAACCAAGCCUUCGGUGGGCUGCUGGUGGCUGUUGUUGUCAAGUAUGCUGACAAUAUCCUCAAGGGCUUUGCCACCUCCCUGUCCAUCGUGCUGUCCACUGUUGCCUCCAUUCGCCUCUUUGGCUUCCACCUGGACCCAUUAUUUGCCCUUGGAGCUGGGCUUGUCAUUGGUGCCGUCUACCUCUACAGCCUUCCCCGAGGUGCAGUCAAAGCCAUAGCUUCCACUUCUGCCUCUGGGCCCUGUAUUCACCAGCAGCCUCCUGGUCAGCCACCGCCUCCGCAGCUGUCUUCUCGAGGGGACCUCAUCACGGAGCCCUUUCUGCCAAAGUCAGUGCUGGUGAAGUGAGGGCUGGUGGUGGUUGGGGAAAACAGGGAAGGGGACUAGGUUGGAGGGUAUUGGGCAUCUCUAGGAUCCAAGUUGUUGCUGGGGCUCCCCUUGGGUUGGAAGGGUUUUUUUUUUCUCCCAGGUCAUUCAACAUUCUGGAAGGAUUUGGAACUAGAGCCAAAUGUCUCCUGAAUCCUUCCUGGCAGACUGAUUGCCUUCUCCUGGAGGGGAUUUUUGGAGCUGCUUCCUUUGCCCCAGUCUAACCUCUUUGGGGACAGGGUUGAGGUAUUGCUGUUCAAGGUCUUUAUUGUCUGCUCCCUCUGCUGGAGGUGUCCUGUUUUUCAUGCCUGGGACAGUCCAUUGUAGCCAUCCCAGACUAAAGUCCUGCAGCUCUUCAGUAAUGACUAAUGCCUAUCGGAGGGGGUUCUAUUUCCUGUUGUAUGAGGCCUUCUCUCCUGUACCACCACCCUGGAUCAUGUUAGCAUCUUGGUCUCUGAUGUAGCCUAGGGGCAGCUUCCCUGGCACUGAGACUCUUGAAGAUAGGUCUGUUCCAAGUACCCAGGCCAAAUGGUUCACAUUAGCCCAUCCAGGGGAGGAUGUAGUAGGGGCCAUUUGUUUUUCACUGAUUUGGUAAUUUUUGGUAUAAUCAGAUCAUUUGUGAUCCAGUGUGGAAAAAGGAGAGGUCCUUGAAAUGGCUGACUCUAACUGAAUGGAAGAUGAUGGUAGUUGCCAGAUGCAGGGUUGUCUUCUGAGACAUUCACAAGGGAAAACAUAGCGCUGCCAAUCCCAUUCUUGCCACUCCCUUGUCUAUAAUGAGGUACCCUUACUUAAUGGGAGGAUGUCAGUUGAUGAAUCACAGAAUUUACCCCCCCAACUCCCCAAAGCUUAUUAACCCCUUAACUGUAUCCCAGGUAUGUGUGCACACACCCAUGCAUGCGUGUAUACAUGGGAGGUGCCUAAACUAUCUUUGCUAUAUGUAAAUAGGGCCAUUGGAUCUUUAUUUUUGAUUAAUUUGUUCUGAUUUUUUUGGUUUGUUUUCUAAGGAACUGUAAUGAACCAAUGCCAGGAUACCCAAUGCCAAAUAAAGAUGUUGUAUUUAUUUA